AUGCUCCUAUCACCCAACUUCACACUUGCAUCGAUGCCACUAUCCGACAAUGUGUGCACAUGCCACCAGGAGCACGCCGUCAUUGAGCCAGACACAUCAACCGAUGCAGUGCGCAGUGGAGCUGUGCAUAUCACCACUCUCAGUACCAUGUCCAAUGCUGAUAACGGGACGCCCAAAGGGGAUAUCGGGACAGUGUUCCGUAUGCAGGCGGUGAAGGCACAGGUCACCCAACAGCUCAAGGCGUCUCUGGCGGAGUUCAGGAGAGAUGACCUGGUGUACCGCUUGCCCGCCCCUCUUAGCAUCAUGCAGCCUAUCAUUGUGCUCAGUGGCUUGCAGGCGAGUGCUGAGCGGAUCUAUGUGCCGAGACAACGGUCGCUGGCAGUGCACAAGAACAGUCUGACUGUGACGGGUGGCAGUGGUGAUUACACGUGGCGCGUGGUAGACGACCACGUGGUCAAGAUCACUGAGAAACUAAACGAUAACGGUGGACAGAGCGUGAGCUUCUCGGCCGUGGGCAAGGGCGCAACCAAAGUGAUAAUCACCGACACGCGACUGUGCUACAACACGAUUGCCGUGGAGGUGCACGUGGUGGACAUUGUGGAGAUGCACUUUGUGCCCAUUGCCAUUGAGAUUGCUGCGGGAGAGACCAUGGUGGUACCGCUGCGUGUCACGGGGCAGAGUCAAGACGGUGGCAAACUGACGACGUUUGAGGCGUGCACAUCGCUGCCGCUGACCUACACGUCGGACGAUGAGUCCAUUUUCUCCAUUGAGGGCCAUUCGGAAGUGCCCACUGUGGUGGUGCUCAAGGACCGCCGCACCAACACUCCCGGCAACAGCGGCUGCACUGCUGUGUUGGUCAAAGCCAACCGCGAAGGCCACACGACCCUGACUGCCGUCUACAGAGACGGAAGCACGAUGCUCACGGCCACCCUGGAGAUCUUUGCGUACUUUCCUUUGCAAGUGGACUCGACGAACGACGAGCAUCAGCUGGUGAUGGGCACUACCGCGCACUUACGUGUGUCGGGAGGGCCGCUGCCGUGGCCGCUCGACCAAUCAAAACACGUUGUAGAUCUAAUUUUCGACCAAGACCAAGAAUUGCGCGGGCUGGAGGUGGUCAAGGACUACCAUCCCAUCGCUGUGCACAGGCCAGGCCCUAAUUCAUCCAUCCAAGGGUUUGCUUGGACCUUAAGAUGCACUGCGCUGGGGACACAUGAUCUGCAGAUAGUUGUGGGCAAUCAGCACGCGCACAUGGGCUUCACUACGCAUGUGGCCAAUGUCACCACAACCGUCACCUGCAACCUGCCAUCAAGUUUGGGACAGGCUCCUGCGUUCUCAGCACCGCAAGGCCUGUCCAUUGACACUGUGCCGCGUCAUCUGCAGUCUGACCCACAGAUGGCUGCCCUGGCUGAGAGAUGUCUCGGUCGCACCUACAUGCUCACGAAGACCACCAAUGAGUUUUGGAUCCCGGUAUUGGCCGCUGGUGGCGAAGCAUCGCCCACAGAGAAGGCGGAUGGCGUGGAGGGACUCUAUCAAUUCGAGUACACGUCAUCCGACGAGACCAUCGCACGGGUCGACACAACAAACCCUGAGAGGCCAACACUGGUGACUCUGGACAAGGAGGGCCCGGUGACCAUCACCAUCCGGUUGACAGGCGUCAAAGACGUUGACACUUCCCAUCAGAAACUACCUACCACCUCGUUCAGUGUACACGUGGUGAAGCCCAUAACCGCAUCACCGCGUGAGCUGCAUCUGUACCCCAACACAACCAGCAAAGCCUUUACGCUCAAGCACGGGUCAGGCAUUGUGCACGUGUACGCGGAUGACGAGGCCAUCGCCCGGGCUACGCUCUCGAAUACCGGGAUCAAUUCCGGGACGGCCGAGGUGCUUGUGCAGUCUGCGGGAAAGGCGGGCCACACACAGGUGCACGCGACAGACGUCUGUUUCACACCUGCGCAGAUGAAGGCUGCCACUGCCAUGGUCACCAUUCAUGGGAUCGGCAAGGUGGAGAUGCGAGGAUGUCCCAGUGUGGCCGUGCAGAAGCCCGUGUUUUUGUAUGUGAAACUGCUUAGCGACGCAGGCACACCCGUAGGUCUACACAACAUGCACGUCCACGAACGCUUUACUGUGCACCUGGACGUGGGCGGCAGUGGCCUGCGACUCGGCGCAGACGACCCCAAAGUCAUGACCGGGGAGGAGGAGCUCAGAUUCACGCUGCACGGCAAAGCACCAGGCACAUACACUGUGAAGGCAAAGGUCAUUGCCAAGGGCUCGUCUGUGGUGCGGGAGGCUCAGUACAGUGUGUCUGUUGAGGCUCCGCUGCGCUUUCAGAUGAGUGAGCGUUUGUUUGAGGGCAGUGAAGUGCCCCACGCACUUGCAGGCGACCGUCGAGAACACCCGUCCGUACACUACCACACGUCCAACGAGAAGGUCGUAGCUGUGUCUGCUAAAGGUGUGGUGUCGGCUGUGUCUGCGGGUGUGGCGCAGUUGACCGCUGUCUCUGAACAGAAGGAUCCGGUGAGCGGUGCACAGUGUGAGAUUAGCACUGCCGCAACCACAGUCACUGUGGUGUCGCUCAAGAGCUUUGGCUUGGUUCUGCCAAAGUUCAGCGUCAUCAAAGGUGCCCGUUUACCGGUGCACGUGAUGGGGUCGGAGGGCAUGACGCCCAUGAUGUUCGACAGAGCAGGCAGUUUGACCUUCGAGUGGGAGAAUGAGUCCCCCGAUGUUCUUGAGCUUCGCCCGAGGUAUCACCAAGCAGGUGUGAGCCUUGACAACGAGGGUGAGAUCUCCACUGAGAUCUAUGCACGUGGCGCGGGUGUGGGAGCAAUUCGCGUCAAGAUGCGCCAUGGCAACGGGCGGACUGCGGGUGAGGCUGUCGGUUAUGUGCACGUGGUGGAUCCAUUGACCAUGAAGGUGGCGUCUGUGCCUUUCCCGCCCACUAUCGUUCUACCUACCAACUCAGUGGGAGAAAUCAUCACCAACAAACUGCUGGAAUCGUGCGAUGUGUCUGUAUCUGCCGGUGCACAUGUGACCCAUGCCACGAAGACCAAGGGGAGUCUUAUUGCACGCACCGCCGCAGCCGAAGGAGAGAGCAUUGUGGAGGUCAUCUGUACGGACGACGGCACUAAGAACGGCGACUACCAGACGGUACAGCGCAACGCGUUCCCCAUUGACGUGCGGUCGGUGCACUUUCUGCUGCUGGUGCCCGCCUCUAAGGCUGCCAUUGUGCCUGUGGGUGUAGACCUGUGCUUCUCUGUGGUGGUUAGAGAUCGCAACGGUCGCGCCUUCACUGUGCUGCCCAACGGCGGAGACGCACUGCGCGUGCAGUCGAGUAACCAGGGUGUGGUGAGCGUACAGACGCAGGCACCUAGCAGUGCCAGUGUGGACUGGUCGGCCGAGUGCCACGUGCGAGUGCGCACUGAGACCGCCGGGCGCGCAGUCCUCAGAGCCAAUUGGGUGGGCACACAACCCAGUGCAGUGGACUACGUUCACGUGACUGUGGGCGAGUCAGAGACAGGUCUGCCUACCACGCUUGUGCUGUACCCGGGAAGCAGUCUGUGCUUGCCCCUGCCCAAGAACAAGUUCCACACGUAUGAGAGAGAGCGGCCUUACUACCUGGAAGAGCAACCUGCCUGUCCCGAUGGGAAGAAGAAGUACCGCGCAACAAAGAAGGGCAAAACGUCACUGGCACUCAAGAGCGGCAGAGACGUUCUCUCAAAAGUCACGGUGCAUGUGGCAGAUGUCACGACGGCACAAGUAAGCAAGACCUUCAAUGGCAAUGAAAUCACGAACAGCCCCGGUGCAUCGUAUGAUUUUGCGGUGACCUUUGAGUCUGAGGCGGGACCGUUUUCGCCCGUCAUAGGCUGUGACACCACUCAGCCGUCGACCCAUGGCUACACCUCCAAUGUGCCUUACACCUGCGUCUUCGCCCUUGCCCACCUCUACAGCGGUUCGCCGUACAUUGACCAUGCAACCGGUGCCACAUACUGCCGUGCAACCGCAAUAGAGUUGCCACCGCAAACCGCAGGACAGCCCCAGUUUGGUAUUGCGGUGGAGCCACUGCUGCUCACAGUGCGCACAGUGGGGUCGAAAAUGCCACAGAUCUCGCCCGUUGAGGUGAUCAAGAAGAAGGUGGUCGCGCUCACCGUGCCUGCGUUGGCCGCACAGGUCGUGUAUUCCAAGGUCGCUUAUGCCAUGGAAGCUGGUCAGGUCUUUGGUAAUCUGACACUCACCAAUGCGCAAUUCCACGAGGGUGUGGAACCAAUUGCCGCAGAUCCUAGUGUGCUGCAGAUAGUGCCUGCACCCGUCACCAUGGCAACCAGUCGCGUUGGCACCCAAUCAGACACGCCAUCCACAGCACGUGUGUACAACCUAAUCGCCGUGCAGGGCGCCUUCAACGCAACAACUGUUGUGUUUGAGUCGCCACGCACUGCGCAGGAGCUGAAAGUGGUCCUCAACGCAGAGGACGCUGACAGCGACUCGAGCGUGUAUGCCGGUGAUGUGCACACGCCAACAUCAGAUUGCCAGGGAACGGGACCUCACCUAUCCGCACCUGGAAUCAAACAAGGUGGCACCAGAACUAACCACAGCUCAAACAACAACUCGGGUGCUACGUCGAUGGUGUUCAUGCUGGUAUUCAUGGUAGGGGUGGCCAUGAUGAUCCUGUUUGUGGUGUGGAACUACUUGCACGGCAUGAAUGCCGCUAAUGGCAUGCGCAUGACUCCCCAUGUGCCACGCAAUGCCGGCUCCGUGCAGAACCCAUUCAAUCAGCCGCUAUGAUAGGGGCAUGGAUAUGGAUAUACUCGAUCAAUCAUACAGUAGGGUGAGAGCAUAGAUAUGUAUGUACUUCUUAAUCAUGCACUUAGAUGGGGUCAUUCAGAUACCGUCCAUCAUACCAUAUGACAAGGCUGAGGUGUCUGACAUACAUUAUAUCUGUGAAAAGAAUAGGAUGGUGAGAUUGUAGAUCCUCUCCGGUAGAGAGGCGUCAAUUCUGGAAGCCUUUCAGUACUUAAGUUGGGGUGGUAAACACGUACGUGCAAGGUGCGUAUGAAAUCCACCCACUUGCUCAGCUGGCUACAACGGCUAGUAGACGCAGCAACGCACACACAAAUAUGUGUACAAGCACGCAUGUGAAACACACCAUGACUGACUCUUGUGUGUCGGUGCUAGCUCCGCACUGAAUAUAUCUGGAGAAUCCAAUAUUGCCAAACACUACGCACACUACACCUGUCGUCUGUAUCGCAAAUUGUAAUAAAAUUAGCUUAACAAUCCAA
Molecule: messenger RNA, 5270 nt
Organism: Sphaeroforma arctica JP610
Lineage: Eukaryota; Ichthyosporea; Ichthyophonida
Exons: 24
Coding region: 1-4776 (1591 amino acids)
Cellular component (GO): nuclear pore
Source: RefSeq, a predicted model, not a curated record